Heteronotia binoei (common prickly gecko) is the source of this 3910-nucleotide messenger RNA. RefSeq names its product acyl-CoA oxidase 1 (gene ACOX1). The transcript has 15 exons. The coding region runs from base 69 to 2057 and encodes 662 amino acids. NCBI's taxonomy places the organism in Eukaryota, Metazoa, Chordata, Lepidosauria, Squamata, Gekkonidae. Gene Ontology annotation, biological process: lipid homeostasis; very long-chain fatty acid metabolic process; fatty acid beta-oxidation using acyl-CoA oxidase. The record is from RefSeq and is a predicted model, not a curated record. Gene Ontology annotation, cellular component: peroxisome. Gene Ontology annotation, molecular function: fatty acid binding; FAD binding.
GUCGUUGGUGUUUUUCUCCCUUCGGCGUCUGAGCGGAGCGGAGCGGCUGCUGCAGUGCCUGCCUGGCCAUGGCUACGAAUCCAGACUUGCGCAAGGAGCGGGAGGCGGCCUCUUUCGACACGGAGCUUCUGACCAACAUCUUGGACGGCAGCGCCGACCGGACCCGGCGCCGCAGGGAGAUCGAGGCCCUGGUUUUAAAUGACCCAGACUUCAAGCAUGAGGAUGUUAAUUUCCUUUCCCGCAGUGAGCGCUAUGCACUAGCCAUCAAGAAGAGUGCACACAUGGUGAUGAAGCUCCGAGAAUAUGGGAUUGCAGAUCCAGAUGAGAUUUACUGGUUUAAAAGAAUGUGCAUGGGCACUUACAGUGCACCCUUUGAUCUGCACUACAGCAUGUUUACACCCACUUUAGAGAACCAGUGCACUGUUGCCCAGCGAGAGAAAUGGCUGCCUCUGGCCCGUGGAUUCCAGAUAAUUGGCACCUACGCUCAGACGGAAAUGGGGCACGGAACUCACCUCCGAGGCUUGGAAACCACAGCCACCUAUGACCCUGCUACUCAGGAAUUCAUCCUUAACAGUCCCACUGUGACUUCUAUUAAGUGGUGGCCAGGUGGAUUGGGUAAAACGUCAAACCAUGCCAUUGUUUUGGCACAGCUUCAUACACAAGGCCAGAACCAUGGUUUACAUGCAUUCAUUGUGCCUAUACGCCAGUUGGGAACUCACGAGCCACUGCCAGGCAUUACUGUUGGUGACAUUGGGCCAAAAUUUGGUUAUGAUGAAAUGGAUAACGGCUAUUUGAAAAUGGACAAUUUCCGCAUCCCCCGGGAGAACAUGCUAAUGAAAUUUGCCAAGGUUGAGCCAGAUGGCACCUACGUGAAACCUCUCAGUGCCAAGCUGACCUAUGGCACCAUGGUAUUUAUCCGCUCAAUCAUUGUGGGUGAUGCUGCGCGUUCUUUAGCCAGAGCGUGUACCAUCGCCGUCCGCUACAGUGCAGUGAGACACCAGUCUGAAUUGAAACCAGGGGAGCCAGAGCCCCAGAUCUUGGAGUAUCAGACUCAGCAGUACAAACUGUUUCCUCUUCUGGCAGCAGCAUAUGCAUUCCACUUUGUGGGAGCCUACAUGAAAGACACCUAUCGUCGCAUCACUGCAGACAUCAGUGAUGGAGACCUGAGAGAAAUGCCAGAGCUUCAUGCAUUGUCCGCAGGACUAAAGGCUUUCAGUUCCUGGGUUGCCAACGCUGGCAUUGAGGAAUGUCGGAUGGCAUGUGGUGGGCAUGGCUAUUCCCGGUGUAGCGGCCUACCUGACAUUUAUGUGAAUUUCACACCCUCUUGCACCUAUGAAGGAGAGAACACGGUCAUGAUGUUGCAGACGGCACGGUUUCUGAUCAAAAGCUAUACACAAGUUAGUUCUGGACAAUUAGUGAGCGGGAUGGUGUCCUAUCUGAAUGACCUACCAGGGCAACGCAUUCAGCCACAGCAGGUGGCUGCUCGGCCUGCAGUGCAUAUCAAUAACCCAGCCAGUUUGGUGGAAGCCUAUAAACUGAGAGCGUCUAGGUUGGUCGAAUUCGCAGCAAAGAAUCUGCAAGCUGAGCAAAACCGCAGGAGGAGCAAGGAGGAUGCUUGGAACCGUACUUCCGUUGACCUAGUACGAGCAUCUGAGGCACAUUGCCACUAUGUGGUGGUCAAGCUGUUUACUGCAAAGAUUUCAGAAGUCGGUGAUCCAGCCACCCGUGCUGUUAUUAACAACCUGUGCCUUCUCUAUGCGCUUCACGGGAUCAGUAAGCACAGUGGAGACUUCCUGCAGGGAGGCAUUUUGACGGAUGCACAGAUAACUCAGGUGAACCAGCGGGUGAAGGAGCUCUUGGCAUUAAUCCGUCCUAAUGCAGUGGCUCUUGUGGAUUCCUUUGACUUCAAUGAUUUGUUUCUUGGAUCUGUUCUUGGCCGAUAUGAUGGUAACGUCUAUGAAAACCUGUUUGAAUGGUCAAAGAAAUCACCAUUAAAUAAAACACAGGUCCACAAAUCUUUCCACGAGCACCUGAAGCCCAUGCAAGCCAAACUGUGAAGACGUUUACAGCUGCUGCUUGUAUAGUCCUCCAGUUCCCCAGAAUUGAUGUCAUCUGCCCUAUCUGCGCUUGAAUCACUUGGCAAAUCUAAAUUGUCAUAGGGUAGCCAGUAAUCAUAACCUUUCUUCCUGAAUUUUUAAAGAAAUAUGGAGGGGAUUAGAACAAGGGGACACAAAAUGAUAUAAAGUGCAAUUUUAAUUAUGUUCAAAAAUUAACCUUUUCAAUCAUUCAAGAAAAGCUUUACAAGUUGGUGUAAAGCAUCAAUUUUGUGAAGCACUUUAACUGCUGAGGAACGCUGUGUCAUCUAGCAGGAUUUUUACUACUAAGUAGUUGUAUUCAGGAAACAGUUGCUGGGGAGCAGCUGCUUGUCAUCUGAAAAUAUGAGCACCUUGUCACCGUUGUACUUAAUCUAGACAAGAGUUGCCAGAAUCCUCCAGCAAUCUUGUUCUACUUAGUGAUAUUUGCACAGCCUGAACAGGAGUUUAAAAGAUCUGGGCAUUCUCACAGUUUCCUUCAUUGUCCAAGGAAUGGACUUCUAACAUCAUUGGUACAGGGAGAUAAAAUUCACCUUCUUGUAUGGCACUGCUCUGCUGGAUAAGCCACCAGGAGUUCACAUCCUUCUUUAUCUAAAGAUCUAACUCUGCUGUAGUAUGAAAGCACAUCCUAUCUCCAGCAGCAGCUGCUGCUUGUCUAGAAUGGCUGCCCCCUUUCUCUGGCUUCUGGUAACACGGGAGGGAGAAAUGGUAAAGGAUUCCCGCUUUCAAAUCAGGAGAAUAAGGGGAGUGUGUUCACCUUCGUAAUUAUUUCGAUUUGCAUUAUUUCAGAUCGUUAAAGUUGUUAUCAUGGAGUGGAGAAAGUCUUUUUUUUUUUCCAUUUUGACCUGGAAAGCAGAGAAGAAAAUCUUUUUGAAGUACUUUACAUUAUUUUAGAAAUGAAUUUAUUUACACUACUGUGCCCUGGAAUGAUAUAAUAGCUAGAAUAGAUGCGAAAAGGGACUGCUGUCCGUUUCGACUGUAAAGCCAAAGCGUGUAUGUAGACUGGCAUAGGAGGAGGAGGCUGGUGCUUCAGUAUGCCACAAACAGAGCAGGUAGACCACGGUAAGGUUCCUGUAGAGACUAAUCUUUUGCUAGGUUCAGGUUUUAGCACUGCACAGGACUUCAUUCUCUGAAAUCCAUAACACAAAAAAUUGCUGCUAAAUGGAUAGAUUUGCAUAACAAAUCAAGUUUUAAAGAUAACCUGCAGAAGAUAACCAGUUGAACUUGGAGCUCCCUUCAGUUACAUGGAAUUGUAAUCAAAGAACCUGAACAAAGAUUCUGGAACUGGACUCUUGGACCUGUUUUAUAUCUCCAUUAAAGAUAUAAACAUGCUGCUUGAGCUGUUUUUAUAUAAUCGUCAAGCCGGGGAAGCGGCAUGUGUUUUAAAACUGAACUGGACUUUGAUUAUAAAGUCAUUUUAUUAACUUUCCAGCUGCUCAAGCAUUUGAACCUAUGAAGCUGCCUUCUACUGAAUCAGACCUUUGGUCCAUCAAAGUCAGUCUUGUCUACUCAGACUGGCAGCGGCUCUCCAGGGGUCUCAAGCUGAGGUUUUUCAUGCCUAUUUGCCUGGACCCUUUUUUGGAGAUGCCAGGGAUUGAACCUGGGACCUUCUGCUUCCCAAGCAGAUGCUCUACCACUGAGCCACCGUCCCUCCCCUAAUUUCAUCAAACAUUAAUGUACUGUUGACAUAUUCAUUCUGGACUUCUGUAUACUUCAGUGGAAUGCUGAUAAACUGUGCAGUUGAAGACUGUUUAAGAUAAUUGUAGAACAUGCGUAAAUCUUAAUAAAGAAACUCACUUUCAAAAAGUGUAAAAAAA